Molecule: messenger RNA, 366 nt
Organism: Postia placenta MAD-698-R-SB12
Lineage: Eukaryota; Fungi; Basidiomycota; Agaricomycetes; Polyporales; Adustoporiaceae
Exons: 3
Coding region: 1-366 (121 amino acids)
Source: RefSeq, a predicted model, not a curated record
AUGAAGGAGCGAUAUUCUGUCAAUGUGUCCGUAGAAUCAGAGGACUCUUUUCAGUUAUAUGACCUCCGCGUCGAAGUUGUCUGCCCGCCGGGCAAACGUAUAAUGUGCGGAGCCAAGAACGGCGACUUCUUUACUCUCCAAGGAGAGAUGCUCAAGCUACCGCCCAAUCAAGGAAUCUCCAUCUAUUCACUCGGUGCCGUCCUCCCGCUGCUCGCAGCGAAACAGCGCGUCACACCUCCUAGCGACUGGAUGUCCACGGAUGCAGAGGUGGCGUGUCCAGACCCGAACUGCCCCAGCAGGCUGCGCAUUAUUCGGACGGGCGUGGGGACGUUUAGGCAUGGCGACGUAACGCCAUUCUGUGUUUGA